CACGCCCCCCAGGCCACCCCAUAAAAGGCGAAAGCUCCUGCGGCGGGCCACAGCCUGACUUCUGCGAACCGACUGUCGCUCUCUUCUCCUUGGCCAUUCGCGCCACCAUGGAUCUCUCUGCCAUCUACGAGAGCCUCCUGUCGAUGAGUCCUGACCUGCCAUCCGACCAAGGAGGAACUGAGUCCUCCGGAGGACUUUGGAACAUAAACUCGGACUCCAUCCCGUCUGGGGUCUCCUCUCGCCUGACUGGCCGCUCCACUAGCCUGGUGGAGGGCCGAAGCUGUGGCUGGGUACCCCCACCCCCUGGUUUCGCACCCUUGGCUCCCCGCCCAGGCCCUGAGCUGUCACCCUCACCUACUUCGCCUACCGCAACUCCCACCACCUCCUCUCGGUACAAGACGGAGCUCUGUCGGACCUACUCAGAGAGCGGGCGUUGUCGCUACGGGGCCAAGUGCCAGUUUGCCCACGGCCUGGGUGAACUGCGCCAAGCCAAUCGCCACCCCAAGUACAAAACGGAACUGUGCCACAAGUUCUACCUCCAGGGCCGCUGCCCCUAUGGCUCUCGAUGCCACUUCAUCCACAACCCCACCGAGGACCUGGCUCUCCCUGGCCAGCCCCACGUGCUGCGACAAAGCAUCAGCUUCUCAGGCUUGCCCUCAGGCCGCAGAACCUCACCACCACCUCCAGGCUUUCCUGGCCCUUCCCUGUCCUCUUGUUCCUUUUCCCCUUCCAGCUCCCCACCGCCGCCUGGGGACCUUCCACUUUCCCCGUCUGCCUUCUCUGCUGCCCCUGGAACCCCUGUGACUCGAAGAGACCCUAUCCCAACCUGUUGCCCCUCCUGCCGAAGAUCUACUACCCCUAGCACCAUCUGGGGGCCCUUGGGUGGCCUGGCUCGGAGCCCGUCAGCACACUCUCUGGGAUCCGAUCCUGACGAUUAUGCCAGCAGCGGCAGCAGCCUGGGUGGGUCAGACUCACCUGUCUUUGAGGCGGGGGUGUUUGGGCCUCCCCAGACCCCUGCACCCCCAAGGCGUCUCCCCAUCUUCAAUCGCAUCUCUGUCUCUGAGUGACAAGUGCCUACCCAGUAUGGACCAGCUAGAUCUCAAAGAGAGGGAGGGGACUGCUUGUUGCUGGGGAGACCUGGGGGACUCCUCUAAGUUAAUAAGCCCCUUCUGGACAUUCCAAGAUGCAUUAACCCAUUCCCCUGGUGCUGGGCUGGGGCAGGUCCCUAGUUUGCAAGUUCAGUGUUUGGGUGGAUCGGUUUCUAGGGUACCUAGAAUGUAGCAUGUUUGAGGGAGACAGUUGACAGUUGGUCUUCCAGGCCCCAAGUCUUCUGUUUUUGAGAUAGGAGCUUAUUAUGCGAUACCCCAGGCUGGCUUUGAACUCAGUAUAAAAUCCUGCCUUAGCCUUUCCAAGUUCUGGGGUUACAGGUAUGCACAGUCCCUCUGCAACUCUGGUCUCCUGGAAUCUUAAGUGCUGUGAAGAGCCGGCUCCCACAAUACUAUCCUAAUUUUUACUAGACCCCCCCCCCCCGAAGUUCAGUGUCCGGUGGUUGAAGCCUUUCCUGAAAAUCCUGGUGCUCAAAUUUCCCUCCCAAAGCAAAUAGCCAAAAGCCAUUGCCAAAUCCCUUCUCCCCCAACCAAUGGGCCCUUUAUUUAUGACGACUUUAUUUAUUGUAAUAAGAUUUUAUAGUAUUUAUAUAUAUUGGGUCGUCUACUCCGUUUUUCUUUUUGUAAUGUUAAAAACUGAUACUGUAUUAAGUAUAUACGAUAAUAUAUUAAGUAAUAUAUUGUUACCGUACAAGUCUAUUUUUGUGGGGUUUUUUGGAAUUUUUAAAUAAAAUCUUGAGUGUGAACUGA
Molecule: messenger RNA, 1856 nt
Organism: Mastomys coucha (southern multimammate mouse)
Lineage: Eukaryota; Metazoa; Chordata; Mammalia; Rodentia; Muridae
Gene: Zfp36
Product: ZFP36 ring finger protein
Exons: 2
Coding region: 108-1067 (319 amino acids)
Molecular function (GO): mRNA binding; metal ion binding
Source: RefSeq, a predicted model, not a curated record